Molecule: messenger RNA, 2362 nt
Organism: Pezoporus flaviventris
Lineage: Eukaryota; Metazoa; Chordata; Aves; Psittaciformes; Psittacidae
Gene: ACAA1
Product: acetyl-CoA acyltransferase 1
Exons: 12
Coding region: 1-1299 (432 amino acids)
Biological process (GO): phenylacetate catabolic process; fatty acid beta-oxidation
Cellular component (GO): peroxisome
Molecular function (GO): acetyl-CoA C-acyltransferase activity
Source: RefSeq, a predicted model, not a curated record
AUGGCGGCGGCUCGCCGGGUGCAGCUCUUGCUGGGGCAUCUCGCCGGUUCCCCCCCAGGGCCGGGCACGGGGGUUAGCGCCGCGCCGUGCGGGAGUCGCGCCGGGGUCUCGCCGCGGGCAGCCAGCUCCGACGAUGUGGUGGUGGUGCACGGGCGGAGGACCGCCAUCGCCCGCGCCAAGCGCGGCGGCUUCAAGGAUACUACGCCUGAUGAACUACUGUCUGCUGUUAUGACAGCCGUUCUUCAAGAUGUCAAUCUUCGUCCUGAGGCCCUGGGGGAUAUCUGUGUGGGAAACGUGCUGCAGCCUGGAGCCGGUGCUUUGAUUGCGAGAGUUGCACAGUUCCUAAGUGGUAUUCCAGAGACGGUGCCGUGCUCGAGCGUGAACCGGCAGUGCUCCUCUGGCCUACAGGCUGUUAUCAAUAUAGCAGGUGGCAUCCGAAAUGGAUCAUAUGACAUUGGCUUGGCCUGUGGUGUGGAAACCAUGUCCCUCAGAAGUGCAAAUAAUCCUGGUGAUAUCAGUUCCAGCUUGAUGGAAAACAGCAAAGCAAGGGAUUGCUUGAUUCCUAUGGGAAUAACCUCAGAAAAUGUGGCAGAGAAGUUUGGAGUUUCCCGAAAGAAGCAAGAUGCCUUUGCCUUGGCUUCCCAACAAAAAGCAGCAAAAGCUCAGCAGAUGGGACUGUUUAAAACUGAGAUUGUUCCAGUGAAGACCACCAUUCUAGAUAAUCAGGGCAACCAAAAACCAAUCACCGUGCACCAAGAUGAAGGGAUUAGGCCCUCCACAACUCUGGAGGGCUUGGCGAAACUGAAGCCUGCCUUCAAAGAGGAUGGUAGCACUACAGCAGGUAACGCCAGCCAGGUCAGUGAUGGAGCAGCUGCUGUUCUCCUGGCAAAGCGCUCGAAAGCAGCACAGCUGGGACUCCCAGUCUUGGGAGUGCUCAGGUCCUUUGCUGUGGUUGGGGUCCCACCCGAUGUGAUGGGCAUAGGGCCGGCAUACGCAAUCCCUGUUGCUGUGGAAAAGGCAGGUCUGACUCUGGCUGACAUUGAUAUAUAUGAAAUUAAUGAAGCCUUUGCAAGCCAGGCUGUUUACUGCGUUGAAAAGCUGGGCAUUCCAAUGGAGAAAGUCAAUCCCCUGGGAGGAGCCAUAGCUCUGGGGCAUCCACUGGGCUGUACGGGUGCUCGUCAAGUUGUCACCUUACUCAAUGAAUUGAAGCGCAGAGGGAAGAGAGCAUACGGCGUGGUGUCAAUGUGCAUCGGAACUGGCAUGGGCGCUGCAGCAGUGUUUGAGUACCCAGGGAACUAACCUCCAGCCUACUGCCGAAACAACGCAACAGCUAAUUCUCUGCCUUCACUAGUAAUAGCAAAUGAUUUGCACUGUGAAAUCAAGUGGACUCUGGGAUUCAUUACCAGAUCUACAAAUUUUAGGCACAAACUAUGAAGUAGAAUAAUCCAUAGAGACCUACUGAGCUGGCAGGAAAAUGUAGAACUGGCAAAUGGCAGCCUGACAGCAUAAAUGGGUUCAGCUGAGGUCCAGGCACAGGCCCUCAUGUGGUGAUUACAAAUGGAUAUUUCUAAUUUAAUCAAUCCCUUUAUUCUGUGACUGCUGUCAGAGAGUAGUAGUUCAUGGUACAGUAUUUUUGUAUGACAAAUUGUCUAAAAGAGUCACUCAAAACAAAAUGAUCAGUGCAUGUGAAGAGGCUUUUCCAGGGUUGUCUUUAAAAGAUGUCACCAUCUCACAAGAAGCCUGGAGCAGCUUGUUUGAAAGAAGUGCAAAGACUUUACAUUGUUUCCUUUACAACUGCAUCUGUCCCAUCCAAGUCAUAAACUGGCUCUGCCCUAAGGUGUCCCUAUGCUGGAGACUGGGCUAUAGCUUUCUGCUUCUAACCAGGCUGCUCUGAAGCCUCCAGGGGAGUAAAGUAGAAGGACUAGAAUGUAAUUCACACAGGAGGUGCCUGAACAGAAAAGUGCUGUUGAAUUUCGACAAGCCAGGACUUGAAAGUGGCCUUGCCACCAUUUUUUCCCCAUCUUUUUCCACAGCUCAUCUGACUCUUAAGUUAAAGGAGAGUCUUAUGAUUAAUACUUACUUACCUAACAUAAAACAGAUUUCAGCAUUACUCUUACUGCAAGCACUGUACAAACAUCGGUGACAUCUCAGCGCUAAUACAAAUAUAUAUUUCAUCUGGUAAAGUUAAGUUCUCCCUUAUCUGUUCUCUCUCUUACAAUCACUGAAGCUCACUAACAGCUUGAAUAUGAAAUGUCCUCAUCCACUUUGACACGUUAAAAAGCUCAGAUUUGUAACACAGACCGAAGUUCUUUUUCCUGGCUCUUGGUUUUGCUCUUAAUAAUACAAUUGGGUUCUUGCGAUA